ACGUGAAAACAGGUAACUCCAAAAGCUCGAUUCGAUUAUUAUUUUUUGAAAUGAAAUUGAUUUCAAUUCAAUUUGAUUAGACGAUAGUCGUGAAGCUGCAGACUGCUAGUAAUCAGCGUUCAGCGAUAAUUGUGCUCAAGUGCAGAUAAAUGAAAUUCUACAGUGAAUUACAAACAAAUCGAUACUUGAUGUUUCGCAGAAUGACUAUACAAGUAUAAACCCAGCAUGAAUUGGUAUACAGUAAUUUUUUUGGUGUUUCAUGUAUUGAGACUGAAUUUGUGUGUGGCUGCUUUAAGUCCAGUUUGCCCCGAACGACAGUUUUUGAACGCCUCGGGAGUAUGUGUCGACUGCACCGUAUGCAAACAAACGGAUAAAAAUAUCGUUCUACGGCAAUGUACCUCGUUCGAAGAUACGAUAUGUGGAUCAAUUUCCGAUUUGAAUAUAGAUUUACCUGGGAUCAAGGUUAAAUCGAAGUAUAAAAAUGAUAUCUCCAACCAGUAUCUAACCAUCCAAACCGAAGCCGAGCUAUCCAAAGAUAAUAUCACCGAAAUACUGAGAAAACUUUCCAACCCGGUUGAAUCUAUAAACGAAGCAUCGAUGGAUGCUUCUAAUUAUUAUUAUUACGACGACGACGACGCCGACGACGACGAUGAAUAUCCCGAUGAAGAUAAUAAUACCAGUACAGCUGCGAUAAAUUCUACUUCUUCUAAUCUUCCAACGGAGAAGAAACCUUCCAAGAAAGAUUCUUCCAGCUCUGCAUCUCCGAAACCGAUCCAGACCUUGUAUCCGGAUCUUCUCAACAAUGACGAAGUAACCGUCGUAGAUCCUGAUACUUUGAUGAAGAAACUGAAAAAAUUCAAACUCAAAGAAAGCACUGUAAAAAUGAACGAUCACUUGUUAAAAAUCGGCGAUACUAAAUUCAAAAUCGGCGAAGAAGAGAAAUCCAAGGAUGGACGAUGGUUGCAGCUAUCCCAUCCUCAUAUAGUUAACCAUACAGUCUACUUCGAUUUGGCGGCAGAGCCGGCGAUAAACAAGAAAGGGUCUACUUUCUUCAGCUCUGGAGAAAAGCUAACCGACGAAGAAUACGCCAAAGAAAUGAGUAAACUUCUAAACUCAACGUCGGUGGUGUUAGACGAGAAACAUUCCAACGUACAGAAUCAUUCCAUUGAAACGAAUACCCAAGAAGAUUACCCAGAAUUGAGAAAUUUGGACGAUAUAGACGGUGCUGAAAAUGACGACGACGAUGAUGACGAAGACGACGACGAGAACGGAGAAGAUGAAGAUGACGAAGAUGAAGACGCCGAAGACGAUAGUGACGAUGAAGACGACGACGAGCCCCUGAACUAUAACGAUAUCUUAUCCAAUAAUAAUUCUGCCAGCGUUGAAAAACAAGAUUUCGAAAUGGACGACGAUUAUGAUCUACAGGAAAGCGAUUACGCGGAGAGACCGUUCAAUAUGGACAUACCCAGCAACGAUAUCAUCGCUGAGCCAUUCGUAGAAUCUUCGGUAAACUGGCAGAUACUGAUUUUGGUCGCAGCCAUGUCCGCUUGCUUGCUGUUUUUCAUCGUUAUUAGCGCUUACGUAUGCAUUUACAUGAGAAAAAGACAACAUUCCAAGACUACCUUUAUAGCAGAUGUUGAAGAUUUAUCUGUACGUGUAAACCUUAUGCAGCAUGCUGCCUUCGAACCGGACGAAUCGAGUAAUAUUAGAAAUUACAUCACGCAGUUGAGAAGCGUGAAAUUAAUCAGCGGAAAACCACCGAUUUACACUCGAACUAAAUGAAAGAAGUAAUUCGUCAUUUCCCUACCGCGAUUGAAUACAUCUCUUUUUGUACUUUUUUUUUUUUUUUUAUUAAAAACUUGCCUAGUUGUAAUGUUUAAAACGUACGUAUUGUGACUUAAUAUUAUUGCAUUUUACUUGCGUUUUCUUGUUCUUACUUUUUUAUAUUUAAUUAUUAUUUGAUUGUUGACUUUUUUUCCAUUUUUAAAUAAUUGUGAUAAGUAAUUUGUAUUACUUAAAUUAAACUGUUACUCGUUAUCCAGCAUUGAUUUUUUUUUUAAUUUUUUAGAAUUAUUGUAACCUUAAGAUUCUUACCGCCUGCUGGUAUGGUAAUUUUGUUAUAAAGAUUAGGUGUGUGAUGAAUCUCUUCUUGUUUCAAUCAUAAAUGGAUUUUUCCUUUUUUCUUUCCUUUUAUGGUGUUCUAUGAAUGGAAUAUGUACGUAGAUACCGCGAGUCGAAUUAUAAAGGUAGUUGAAGAAUGUGUCUAUCGCCAUAUCGUUUUCUUAUAAAUACUAAUAUUUUUUUAUUUAUUGUUUUGUAUUUGUUUUUUUUUCUUUUUUCGUAUAAUCUAACUACAAAACGAAACCAGUAUUAGUAUUUGACAAUCAUUGUCUUUGUUUUAAUUUUAGCUUACUUAUGUUAUGGUUAUAAGUAUUGAAUAGCGGCGGGUGGCUUCAACGUGUAGUCUAUAUAGAGAAUGAUGAACGAAUAUAGUUACCUUUUGUAAAAUAAUCUUAUCUUUUUAGUAAUAAAAUUUUGUGAACCUGAAAGAUGUUUAGCUUUGGUUCAGUUUUUUUUUUUUUUAUAUAGUAUCGUUCUCCUGUUUUAAAAAUAUUUUCGGUGGGAAAAUUUGAGAACCAGUGGAUUUGAAAAUGUCUUCUAUAAAUUUUACAUAUCUUCAAACCUUCGAAUCGUUAAGUAUUUCGAUUUGAAUAUUUUGUUUUGGAUUUUUAUAUAAGUUGGAGUAAUCUAAGCUCAUUGUUGCGCCACUCACUGCCGAUUAAUCUAUAUUUUUAUUGAUGUUUGCAUUGUUGAUUUGUUUAAUAAAAAGAAAACUCACCGUCACAAAUUAAUAGAAAAUGUAUUAUAUUUGUCUGAAUCGCAUACAUUAAAAAAAAAAUCAUAAUCAUUCGAGAAAAAAACCCAUGUACAAAAGAAAAAACAUAAAUAAUAAAUCUGAACAGUGACUAA
This is a messenger RNA of Planococcus citri (citrus mealybug), 2970 nucleotides long. Its product is annotated as protein PFC0760c-like. The transcript has 5 exons. The record is from RefSeq and is a predicted model, not a curated record. The coding region runs from base 226 to 1782 and encodes 518 amino acids. Lineage: Eukaryota; Metazoa; Arthropoda; Insecta; Hemiptera; Pseudococcidae. Gene Ontology annotation, molecular function: protein binding.